Sardina pilchardus (European sardine) is the source of this 2054-nucleotide messenger RNA. RefSeq names its product growth factor independent 1A transcription repressor b (gene gfi1ab). The record is from RefSeq and is a predicted model, not a curated record. Gene Ontology annotation, cellular component: nucleus. The transcript has 7 exons. NCBI's taxonomy places the organism in Eukaryota, Metazoa, Chordata, Actinopteri, Clupeiformes, Clupeidae. Bases 207 to 1385 code for a protein of 392 amino acids. Gene Ontology annotation, biological process: embryo development; regulation of transcription by RNA polymerase II; urogenital system development. Gene Ontology annotation, molecular function: RNA polymerase II transcription regulatory region sequence-specific DNA binding; DNA-binding transcription factor activity, RNA polymerase II-specific.
CUGGGCUUUACGCUAAUAUCAAGCAAAGAUUCAACCAGCUAGAUUAUCUGGCCACACGCCUGUUCGGGUCCUAGAACGAGAUCGGAGUCGAACGGAGGGUGACAGAGAGAAAACAGAGGGGACCACAGUCCAGCAAAGAGCAGUUUGAGGAGCCAGGGGAUUCGUUUGGGAUUUUUGUGGACUAGAAGCAAGACAAGAAGCAAGCCAUGCCGCGGUCGUUUCUCGUGAAAAGCAAGAAGGCGCAUAGCUACCAUCAGCCGCGCACGUUUGAGGAUGACUACAGUAGUAGACUGGAUACAAUUUUAGCCCACAUAUGUGCAGCAGAGAGCAAAAUUCCGGAAGAGUCCGACUGCUGUGCAGAGGUGCUGUCUGGGGACACUACAAGGGACUUCUCCCCGGAAUCUCAUUUGGUGGACACAGCAGACCGCUCAUCCAAGUCCCCACUGAGCUGUGGAGGAAGUGUGUGUGGUCGCUCCUCAGACUAUGAGGACUACUGGCGACCUCCGUCUCCCUCAGCAUCACCCGAUUCGGACAAGUCUUUCUCACCUUCAGUCGACGAGACACAGCCAUUCGAAGUGCCCUUUCGGCCAUAUGCUUGGAACAAUUACACGGGUUCUGAAAUCCGGCACCUGGUCCAGACAUACCACCACCCACUAGAACUUGAGCGCGGAACAUCACUCCCUUAUUAUGGAGACUCUUCACUUUUUCCUGAACGGGGGUCCGGUGCUGGGGGUUACGGCACUUACAGUUCUGCUGCCGGACUUUUCGACAGGGCCACUGCCACUGGGUUGUACGCAGAUAGCAACCUUCAUGGCAAAGUUCCGGACAUAAAAGCUGAGGCUGACAUCCUUUGUAAUCGUCUAAUACUAAACGGGGCCUUCAAGUGCAUCAAAUGUAGCAAGGUUUUCUCUACGCCUCAUGGAUUAGAAGUCCACGUGAGGAGAUCACACAGUGGGACCAGACCCUUUGCUUGUGAGAUUUGCGGGAAAACAUUUGGGCAUGCCGUCAGCCUGGAACAACACAAAGCUGUUCACUCACAGGAAAGGAGCUUCGAUUGCAAGAUCUGCGGCAAAAGUUUUAAGAGAUCUUCAACUCUGUCGACUCAUCUCCUGAUUCAUUCGGACACUCGACCAUACCCAUGUCAGUACUGUGGGAAAAGGUUCCACCAGAAGUCAGACAUGAAAAAACACACAUUUAUUCACACAGGUGAAAAGCCACACAAAUGCCAAGUGUGUGGAAAGGCAUUCAGUCAGAGUUCCAACCUCAUCACCCACAGUCGUAAACACACCGGCUUCAAGCCGUUCGGGUGCGACAUGUGCGGGAAGGGGUUUCAGCGAAAGGUCGAUUUGAGGAGGCACAAGGAAACGCAGCAUGGACUGAAAUGAUCGAAUAAGUGAUUAGUCUGAAAAAAAUAUAUCCAGCAUAUACGGCCAUCUGAAACACUAGAGAAAAGUAAUAAGAGAUUUUUUUAUGGGUCUCAGCUGCAGGCUGUGCCUAAAUUCUAUGGCUUAUUCGGUCAAAGAGUAUUUUUGCCCAUCAUUUGUGAAUGUAACACUGGACUCUAUGGCUGAGCUAAUGUAGGCUAAAUGAGUUGUUUUCGUUCCUGAGGACGUCUUACCAAACCCAAAUAUUAUGACCAAAAUAAUGACAAGACAGAUAUCAUUCCAAAAGAUCAACUGUGUGAGAAAUCUGCGCCUCUCAAAAGAAUGUCACUUUGUUUGUAAGUUAAACAUGCUGGCAAAGCAAAGCAAAGCAGAGCAUUGUAAACAAGUAAAGUGAUUUCACAAAUGUGAGGGAUUUUUCUUAGAGCCUAGAGUAUGCUUGUGCGCAGAGAAAACACCCAGUUUAUCAUUUAAUUUAUUUCCCCCUCUUUAUGAUUUAGUGAUAGACUGUUCUAUCCUUGUUUUUGUUUUUUUAUCAGAUUUGCACAAACAUAAUUUAUAUGAACGAGAUCUGUGCAUCUUGUUUGAUUGCAGUAAGUUCAAAUGUUGUAUACAGUGUUUGUUCUUAAAUUAUUUAUUGAUAUUAAAUAAAUAUUGUUAGGUAUUUGUGAA